Messenger RNA from Mytilus trossulus (common blue mussel), 2244 nucleotides. Its product is annotated as suppressor of fused homolog. The coding region runs from base 245 to 1666 and encodes 473 amino acids. The record is from RefSeq and is a predicted model, not a curated record. Lineage: Eukaryota; Metazoa; Mollusca; Bivalvia; Mytilida; Mytilidae. Gene Ontology annotation, molecular function: transcription factor binding. The transcript has 10 exons. Gene Ontology annotation, cellular component: nucleus; cytoplasm.
GGUCUCAAAACGGAAACAGGAAUGUUGUUGUGUCAAGACGUUCAACAAUGACAAAUUUUGUCACAUUACAUGAUUUUUCAAGGACUUCUAUCAUCGGCAAUGGGUUAAACAUGAACUAUACGCAUACAUUCUAACUCAGGAAUCUUUUUGUUUUAUUUAUUGUGUGUUCUAUUCGUAAGAGACAGGUUUUCUUAAAUUCCGGCGAGUGGGAGGUGAAUAGAAAAGCCAUUGAAUAUUUCAAAACAUGGAAGACCGAGAAAGCAUAUACUCAUCAAAUUAUUCUCAGUCCUCUAUUCCAAUAACACCUCCGGGAUUAGAAGCAAUAUAUAAUGCAUGUAGAAGACAGUAUCAAGACCAACCAAAUCCUCUCCAAGUCACAGCAUUAGUCAAAUAUUGGCUUGGAGGUCCAGAUCCUUUGGACUAUAUUAGUAUGUACUCUAAUCCAGGUGAUGAAAACCGAGGAAUACCUCCCCACUGGCAUUAUAUAAGUUAUGGACUGUCUGACUUACAUGGAGAUGGUCGAGUACAUGAUCAUCAGUUUAGAAUGAAUGGUAACGAAGGACCAAGUGGAUUUGGUUUUGAAUUAACUUUUCGACUCAAACGUGAACAGGGUGAAACAAACCCACCAACAUGGCCUGCCACUUUAAUGCAGGCCUUGUCUAGAUAUGUGUUCCAAACAGAAAAUGUAUUAUAUAGUGGUGACCAUGUUCCAUGGAAUAUGCCAUUGGACGGAAGUGAGUCGAGAAUACAACACAUGCUUAUGGCAGAAGAUGCACAGUUAUUACCCAUUAGUACACCAUUUGGUAGUGUCAAUUUUGUACAAAUUAUUGGAUUAUGUGAAGAAGAAUUAAGGGCAGCUCAGCAUUGGAAUGGGCCUGGUGUUAUAGAGCUGGUUAGAUCAAUACCAUGUGCUGGUGGACCAUGGUUAAUAACUGAUAUGAGAAGAGGAGAGACCAUAUUUGAGAUUGACCCACAUCUUCAGGACCGAGUGGACCAGGGUAUAGAGACCGAAGGAUCCAACCUGUCAGGAGUAAACAGUCGAUGUUCCUGGGAGGAACCUGGGGAAGGCUCCGAGGAUUACUUCAAUGAAGAUGAUAACCACAUGCAUGAGGAGAGAAGGAACAGUAAUGAACUGGACAGAACAAGAAUAUCAGAUUUUGAUUCAGAACAAAUAAAAGCAACAUUAAAGAAAGGCUUAACCAGACCAAGUAACUUUGGUAGAAGAGACUCUAGAGAGAAUUUUGAAUAUGACCGUCAGUCAAGAAAACAGUCAUUUGAUAGUACAUGUUCAGAUGGACCAACAGAAUUACUACGCACUCGAUCAUUAGAUGCAGUACAUUUAAAAUUUAACCUUGAAGCAGGCCAAUUACUUCCCUUGGCAUUACGGGGCAGGUUAAAGCAUGGAAGACAUUUUACUUUUAUGAGUGCUUUAAAUGACACUGCUAUUACAUUAGUAUCAUUGAGUGUUAACGGUUCAAUUGCCGAUGAAAACCAUCCGUUUGCUGCUCAUGGACCAUGGUUACAGGUAUUAUUAACAGAUGACUUUAUAGAAGAAAUGAACAUGGACAUUGAGGAGUUGUUAAAUCCUGAAGAGGUUGAAUUUCCUAAAACAUAUUCCUGGCCAGAGAGAAGAUUAAUAGUGACAAUUUUACCAGAUGAGGUGUGAGAGAAAAUUUUCAUUAAAUGUUCUUCGUUGGAUACUUGAAAUUUGAAUGAGAAAUGUCUGAAAGGAUUAAACCACAUCAGUCGUAUUGUAUCAUUGAAUAACUUAUUUAAAGUGCUAUGAAUGGGACCAUCUAAAUGGGACGAUCUACUCGGAUGAAAGUGCUAAAAGUCCAUUUCUUCCUGAAAAACUAGUUCAUCAGAAGUUUGCUAUUAUGGUAAAUUCAAAUGAUGUAUCGAUAUUUUUGUCAUUGUUGUGAAAAUGGACGAACAAAAAAUUCCUGUUGUGAAGAAGAUGUAAUUAUAUAUCAAAACAUUCUAAAUUUUGAUGAAUGUAACAUUCUGACUGCAUAGCAUUGGAUUGGAUUUUAGUGUAUACACAUGUGUUUUCUGACGCCAUUGUUCAGAACAAACAUUGUUCAUUUAUAAUGUCACCUCAUUUUCAUGAUAUAUUUUAAGUGCAAUCAGAAAAAAUAAUUUUUUGUACAAAGAGAUUACGAAUUUUGUAUAUUUUCACAUCUGUAAAUAUUUACCUUGCAAUUUAUUAGAAUUUUAGAACAGCUGUUAAAUAACAGUGUAGAC